UUUUCGUAAUAAUAAAUUAUUUGUUAACCUAUUUGGUUAACUGAUACAAUAUACUUGAUGAUCAGUACAUAAACGCCUAACUGAAUUUGAUCUUAUUGUCACUCAACUAUAUAAUAGAUCAUUUAUUAAUUAAAUAAUACAUAUUUUUGUUUUUUGACAGCGUAUUUCACGUAACAAGUAUUUAUUUUUUACGCAUCAAUCAUUAAGUCAUCUAAAUUUGUAGUUUUGUAAAAAACUCCAUGUAUGAUAAAUUACGUCAUUUUUGCGCCAACGGCAUAAAAAGUACGGGCCCUGCGUAUAAAAUAUGAUUAAAUUUAAUCAGAUGGCAGAGCGCUGGAUUAUCGAUCCAGAGGCCGUGAGUUCAAGUCUCACUCAAGACAGUAAUUUUUCCAUUUUUAAAUUUAUUCUAAGCUUAAUAGCAUCGUUCGCAGACGUUUCUGCUUGUUAAAAAUUAAUUUGAACUAUGAUUGUUUUAUAUUCUAAAAUAUUCCCGCUCAAUUUUUUCUACGUCUGGGCAGACUGGAAGACGAACACCAAGAAAAAGGCCUUCUUAAUAAGAAAGAGAAGCGGGACAAUCGGGGCCCGCGGCAGACUGACGCUCACCGCCUACGAGAGGCGCGUGCUGGCCGUCAUGCGGCCGGCCGCUAGCAGAAUAGUAUUUCUGCCGUAUACCAGUGAUCCUACUGCGAAUAGUUGUGUACCCAAUCCUCCUAUGGCAAGCGAACGUCUUUCUCCUGCGACUAGUCAUCCUCCUGCAAGCAGUCCUACUACAAACCGUCGCUUAUGUCUAACCCUUACCCGAGCGCUCAACAACUUCGUAACGAUCCAACACCGGCGCCUUAAGUUAGAAGAGACACGAGAGAGGAACUUACACGAGCGGGAGAGAGAAAGGCUGAAACUGGAAAGGGAGAGAGUGAGAGUGGAGAGGGAGACGGUAGAUGUGUUCCGUCGCCUGGCUGACACGGCGCAGGACUUGCUGGCUCACGUCACCGGGGGCAGCCACAACCAUGCACAUAUAAAGAUAAAAAGAUAA
This is a messenger RNA of Cydia pomonella (codling moth), 1033 nucleotides long. RefSeq lists its product as uncharacterized. Lineage: Eukaryota; Metazoa; Arthropoda; Insecta; Lepidoptera; Tortricidae. The record is from RefSeq and is a predicted model, not a curated record. Bases 464 to 1033 code for a protein of 189 amino acids. The transcript is spliced from 2 exons.